AUGGCCACGGAGGUACAGGCAGUAUUCCUCCAACGGCGCCUUGUGACACUGUCGGGGAGCAAGGGCAUCGGGAAGACCGCGCUCAUGGUGGCGGCCGGCCGGUUCAUCCAGAUGCGGCGGGUGAACGGCUUUGAGGAAGUGUACUGGCUGAACGGUGACGUUCCCAACAAGAUCUCCGACAACCUGCAAGACCUCCUGCGCGCGCUGCGUCAGGAUCCGAACAUCCUCGUGCUUGCAGAUGUGCCAAGCAUCUCGUUGAACAGCCUGCCUCUGCGGGAGCUCCUGGAAGUCAACCAGAAGGCCCGGCUGGUCCUGGAGGUGGCCGACGCCUCGCCGGACCAGCUGAAGGCACAGCUAGGCAGCUUGAACGUGAAACCGACCAAGAUGGAGUUGGGUCCGCUUCAACCGCUGGCGCAGGCGCGCCUCUUCCUGUGCCGUGCUGCGCGGCCCCUCUACGACUUCGAACUGCACGAGCAAGGAUCCGGCAAGCCCAGCACUCCGCCAAAGAUCGCCGAGGGCUUUGGGCAGACCUUGGGGGACCUCCUUGCGUUGGCAGAGCUUCCCUGGUUGCGAUCCUUAAGCGGGAACCCGUCCCACAUCGUCGAUGCCGCCCAAGCACUGAAGCCCUGGGAGGCGACCAAGGCUGAAAGCGCGCCUCCGAAGGGCCAGAUGGUGAAAGUCCGCGCGGUCCGCCCAAGUGGUGAAGUUGACAAGCUGAAAUUGUUGGACAGCAUGACCGUGGCCGAAAUCAUCGAUGCCCGGAUUAUCUAG
Messenger RNA from Symbiodinium natans, 771 nucleotides. NCBI's taxonomy places the organism in Eukaryota, Dinophyceae, Suessiales, Symbiodiniaceae. The record is from the annotation of a GenBank genome assembly.